This is a messenger RNA of Ixodes scapularis (black-legged tick), 1784 nucleotides long. RefSeq lists its product as uncharacterized. Gene Ontology annotation, molecular function: protein binding. Bases 60 to 1622 code for a protein of 520 amino acids. The transcript has 11 exons. Lineage: Eukaryota; Metazoa; Arthropoda; Arachnida; Ixodida; Ixodidae. The record is from RefSeq and is a predicted model, not a curated record.
GCACGGUCACCUCUGCGGUCCCGAUUUUCAUCCUUGGAGUGAUCUGCACCUCAGCUUCUAUGGAAGUUAACAAGCAGAUUGAACAAAUGCGACUGCAAGUAAAUAAUUCAUCUUUUUUUCUGGGGAUAAAAGAUGUGGGUUUUAUUCCGUUGAAGCCAUACUCUGCCCUUGUUACUUGGACGGCCCUUUGGGACAAGAUGACUUUCAAUGUGACCUACUUUCCUCGGGGUACCAAAGACACAGCAAAAUACAAAACGGCGUCUGUGAUUGGUGAAGAUCUUUCAGACAAAAACCAGAAGAUGGCUCGGCUAACGGAACUUCACCCGUUCAUAAACUAUACGGUUAUUAUACGAGGCUGUAUGGAGAACAACACCUGCGGCUUGCCAACGGAAUCAUGGGUCCACGGCAAGUCCGAAGGCUUGCUUAAACCAAGGACCACAACUGUUGAAGCAACUGGCCCAUUCUCUCUACACGUGAACUGGGCCGAGUCAAGGAGAGAGCAUGAGAUGCUUGACACUUAUUUGGUGCGGUGCUGCGUCGAGAGAGAAAGCAAGUGCGUCGAGGUCGAGACUACCAACAAUUCUGUCAUGGUCAGCAAUUUAUAUGCGGACACCGUUUACACUGUCUACGUCGGUGCUGUGCUCAUGGGCCUUGGAUGGGGAAAGAACGACGUCGCGCGGUUCGCGCUUGAGCACGCUCGGACCUGGAGCCUGAUUCCUUCUGUACCGGAGCUUCAGCAUUCUAGACGUAACCUCCACACCAUCGAGAUCCUGUGGCGUUUUAACAGAACUGCCCUCAACUUUUUACAGAUUUCCCGAGACAACUCUACCUGGAAGAAUUGCGACGCUGGCAGUGACUGCCUGAGCGAAACUAAACCUAAGCUCACCGAGAGACAACCUUACGUUACGGGAAUCGUCAUACUAAGUAACUUAGAGCCGAAUACAGUCUAUACAGUGUUCGCUAGAGGAUGCACUUCCAAUGGCUGCGGUUCACCAGGUCGUAUUCGCGCUGCAACAUCAUCACCAGUUCCAGCUUCACCCUCUAUUGAGUUCAUCGGAAGUAACGCACAAACAUCUGUAUUUACUUGGAAUUUCAAGGACACAGAAAUGAUCUACAUCCAGGUCUCCUUGGACAACUCCACUUGGCUCAACUGCUCAGUAGAAGCGGACAAGUGCAGAAUCAGCAGGCUGACAGAGAGCACGCUGUUCGAUAGCAGCGGAAUUACGACCAUCAAUGACCUAGCUCCCGGAGUGACGCAUACUGUGUUCUUAAGAGGCUGCAAUUUCCUCGGUUGUGGAAUGUCUAACUCGUCAGAAGUACAUGUUCCAGAAUUGGUUCCUCGGUAUCCGACCAAUGUCACAUUUACCGUCCUGCCAAACAACACGGCAGUGGUGAAGUGGAUAGGUCAUUCUACCUUGUGGGACUCCAGCCCACCCUACGAUGUGACUUGGAAGUGCGGCAACGGUCCAAAAAUGGUCAUGAUCACAACGCUCAAUACGCUAUCUAUUCAUGAUUUUAUUGACGCCGACUGUCAAGUGUGGGUGACGGCAGUUUCUUCGUGGCGCGAUUUAUAUGUCCACCGAAGUCAUGAGGUUCGAGCUGUUGUUCAGAACGACCAGUAGAGUAAAAAGUCAUAAGCUUAUCGCGGCAAAAAAAAAAAAAGUGAGAUCACUAUAUUAUUGUUAAUCUGAACUCACCAACACCUCGCAUGGCCGUACGUAUGAUCAACUGGUUCUACUUUCUCAGCUCAGAUUGAUUUCAAAAUAAAUCACAGCGCUCUCCAA